AGAUUAAUAUGUGAAAAAGAAAAGAAUAACACUUAAAACCGAAAUAUUCCCAAUAUGGCGGCGAUAUGGAGAACCUACUCAAGGUUCGUGGAUAAGUUCCCCUGGGGUUCCAAUAUUCUACAGACAGGUGUUCUAUGCGCAACUGGAGAUGUGAUAUCUCAACUAGUGGUAGAAAGAAAACCCCUGUCUGAGUUUGAAUGGGCCCGUGUUGGUAAAUUUUUCCUGAUUGGUAGUUGUGUUGUAGCGCCCUGUGUUAGAACCUGGUAUCUCACUCUAGAGAAGAUUGUCAAAUUCCCAGGCCCCAAGGGAGCGUUCUCUAAAAUGUGUUUGGAUCAGUCUCUAUUUGCUCCCUGCUUUAUUGUUGUUUUUGUAAGCGCAGCAUCAACUCUUAAUGGACUUUCAUCCCAGGAACUUGUGACAAAUCUACGCCGAGACUAUACUGAUAUAUUGCUGACUAAUUGGAAGAUAUGGCCGGCAACUCAGCUGGCUAAUUUCUACUUUGUUCCCUUCCAGCAUAGAAUACUGGUGGUGAAUGUAGUUGCUCUGUUCUGGAACACAUAUCUUGCCUACAAGACAAACAGUCCUAAACAGAUCUCAGAUAGUCCGGUUGAACAGGGAGAAAAGGGAGCUAGCCUACUAACCCCUCUCAGAUAGUCCGGUUGAACAGGGAGAAAAGAAAG
Eurytemora carolleeae is the source of this 680-nucleotide messenger RNA. RefSeq names its product protein Mpv17. NCBI's taxonomy places the organism in Eukaryota, Metazoa, Arthropoda, Copepoda, Calanoida, Temoridae. The transcript has 7 exons. Gene Ontology annotation, cellular component: membrane; cytoplasm. Bases 55 to 654 code for a protein of 199 amino acids. The record is from RefSeq and is a predicted model, not a curated record.